This is a messenger RNA of Actinia tenebrosa (Australian red waratah sea anemone), 2122 nucleotides long. RefSeq names its product N-acetylated-alpha-linked acidic dipeptidase 2. Lineage: Eukaryota; Metazoa; Cnidaria; Anthozoa; Actiniaria; Actiniidae. The record is from RefSeq and is a predicted model, not a curated record. Gene Ontology annotation, molecular function: carboxypeptidase activity.
AUGAAGUUCAAGGAAAAACUCGAGGAAAAUUCAGAUUUUCGUAAAAAGGCGCUUGCGAUUUUUGGCGCCCUUUUCUUCGUCACCUCGCUAAAUUAUUUCUUUUGUUGCAGUUAUCUUACGAAGUUUCCACACAUUGCUGGUUCUAAGCGUAAUAACGAACUUGCUCGUGAAAUAGCAAGGAGAUGGGAACAUUAUGGCUUUGAUAAAGUAGAACUGGCACGAUAUGACAUCCUACUUAGCCUUCCCGAUCCUAAUAAUCCUUCCUCUGUCUCGAUAGUAGAUAACGAAGGAAGAACUCGACUACAGUUUCCUCUCAAAGAAAAGGCUGUUUUACCGAGUGAGGAAUCCCCGGAUGUACUACCGCCCUUUCUCACGGUUACUCCAAACGGCACUGUGAUGGGAGAUGUUGUCUAUGCGAACUUUGGCAGAGACGAAGACUUUGAACAGCUUAUCAAACAGGGAGUCUCUUUGAAAGAUCAUAUAGUGAUCAUCAGACAGGGUAGAAUAUUCAGAGGAAAUAAGGUACAUAAUGCUGAAAUACAUGGUGCGAUAGGAGUUCUUAUCUACAAUGAUCCCUCUGAAUUUGCCCCAGAUGGCACAGAUAACACGUUCCCCAAAACCUGGUGGCUGCCUAAAACAGGUGUCCAGCGUGGAUCAGCAUCUCGUGCGGUAUCUCCGGGAGAUAUCUCCACAUAUGGUUAUCCGUCUGUACGAGGGAUAUAUAGAAAGCCGUGGAAGACUAAGUUAAGAAGUAGAAUCCCUGCUCAUCAUAUUUCAUUUCAAGAUGCAUUGGAUAUAUUCAGCCGAUUAAAAGGUCCUAGAGCACCAGAUUCCUGGCAAGGUGGUUUAAACAUCACAUACCGAGUCGGACCCGGGUUUAAAGACAAGGAAACGAAAAUCAAAAUGGUAGUAGGAAGUGUUAUGGUGAAGAAACCCAUCUACAACGUGAUUGGUACAAUCACAGGAACCCAAGACUCUGACCGUUAUGUUUUACUUGGUAACCAUAGAGACGCGUGGGUGUACGGUGCCAGCGAUCCGUCCAGCGGCACAGCAAUCAUGAUGGAGYUAUCACGUGGUGUAGGAGAGCUACUGAAGUCGGGUUGGCGGCCACGAAGAACGAUCAAAUUCUGCAGCUGGGAUGCUGARGAGCAGUUUAUAGCUGGAUCAACUGAAUGGGUGGAAGAUAACGCUGCGAUUCUAAGAUCCAGGGCUGUGGCAUAUCUAAACCUGGAUAUAGGAGUUGGGGGUAAUUUCACCUUCAACGUAGAUGGCAGCCCGCUCAUUGAGGAUGUUCUCGUGUCUACAGCACGAGAGGUCCUGGACCCCACAUCCGAAUCUGAAGGCGCGAGUAUGUAUGACGUCAUGAUGGAGAGAGACGUCACAAAGAAUGUCAAUCAUAAACCGGUCGUUCAGAAUCUUGCUUUUGGUAGCGAUUACGUUGCUUUUUAUCACUUCCUAGGCGUCACAUCUGGAGACUUUACUUAUAUCUUCGGAGGAACCCAUGGAAUUCGAAGGUCAUACCCAGUAUAUCACUCAAUACAUGACACAUAUUACUGGCUGAAGACGUUUGUAGACCCGAAUUUUAAAAUUCAUUUAGCUGUAGGGCAAUACGCUAGCAGACUGCUUAUGAAAUUCGUGGAUUCUGUCUUCCUACCUAUGAAUCCUACGAACUACGUUCCUAUCCUGAAAAAACAAAUUCUACAUCUGAAAAAUAAUCCCGCGUUCAAGAGGCAUGACAUAGAUUUGCGCGCACUGAGCAAUGCGGUGAAAUACUUCCAAAAUAAUUCAAUUUUAUUCGAAAAAGCGAGAUCGAAAGUUAGAAUACAGGAAAAUAGAAGCAUCAUUCGCACUCUUAAUAACCAGAUUUCUAAUCUUGAACGAGCAUUUAUCAACACUGUCGAAAAAUAUGAUCAUUUUUUAUUCGAUAAUGUGAUCUUCGGUCCCAUGUGGGAUAACAUAUAUUCAGGUCAUUACUUCCCGCGGGUCCAUGAAGCUAUACAACGAGCUAGUGUUAAAGGGGAUUGGGAAAAUGUUAAGAAAGAAAUAUCAGUUGUGCUGUUUGCCAUUAGAUCGGCAGCUAAAGUUUUAGAACCUUUAUAACCAUGAAAUGGGGAAAAUAUAU